CGAACACACCCGUCUUGCCCGAACAGCACUCAGCCAGUCUUGCAGUCAAUACGAGCAGACAAGUCGGAUGACAGAUGUUUGGGAAUUAUAUUCUGCAGGCAGUAGCACUUUGGUCAGGUUCGGUCAGUGCAGUGCAGUUAGUCUUUUGGUUCAGUCAGUGCAGUGGACUCAGUUUCUUUUAAAGAAUCAGUCUUGAGUGCAUGGUACUUGGAGCAUUUUAGAUGUUACAAGUUGGAGUCCACUAGCACCGUCAAAGUAUUGGAGCAGUCGCAACUCACUGACACAUACCCCUUGGCUGCUUAUGCAGUGGGAGGCAAUCGAAUGGUUUCUCUGAAACACCACAUCAUCUCAAACUAGUUCUGCUUGCCCAGGCCUGUGAAGAUGUCUGCCCCCACUCAACUGCGUGUUAUCAUUGAUGAGACUAAAGUCUACAAGUUGACCCUACCCAGUGGAAUCCCUAGCACUGUUGACGAACUUUUGAAGGCAGCACAGGAGAAGUUUGAACUCCAAGGCAGUUUCACUGUGAUGUACAUGGACACAGGAUUUAAUGACCAAUUCUUCACUCUGGAGUCAACCGACUGGAUCAAGGACAAAGACACAAUCAAACUAGUUAAAAAAGAACCUCCUCCUGUUUUUGACCUUACCUUCGAAAAUCUUAAUGAGGCGGCUGCCUCCUUCCCACCAGAGCCACAGGAAACCUCUUCCCAGGAUGACAGUUCCUCAGCUUGUUCAUCCGCUAGCACCAUCAUUUUACAGAAUUCACCGGGGUAUCGAGAUCAGCCAUGGCCGACUGACUUUGUGAUACCCACCUUCUCUGAUCAUGUUGAGGGGUAUCUCCAAGAUGGAAAUAAGGCUUACGAAAGGGAUGGCUCACUGCUUCUGGAUCCAAGUUUGAAGUCUGGUGUAUUAGACAAGCUUGCUGAAAAAAUCGUCCACUACACACCUUAUCCCUCUGGUCUUCAAAUUGAGGCAGCUGCAGAAGCCCUGGUGACCAAGUACCCCUGCCUAAGGGAGCCUGGGACAUCGCCUUCCGGCAUGUAUGGGUGGACGCAGCGACUCAAAUACAAGAUGGCCAACUACCGGUCCAAAAUCAGAAGGUCUAAUGUGCCUUGCCCAGAGCUGGAGAUAAAUUCUAUGAGGAGGAAGCCACCGGGAGAGAAGUAUCCUGCUAAGAACUGCAAGAGGCCAAAGAGAGCUGAGGUCAACUUCCUGCCUCCACAUCCAAGUGGAGAAACUGGCGACAGUCUGGAGGUGGAGAGACAGGAGCUUCUCAGUGACGUUAAGAAGAAGGACAACACAAAAGUCAUCCAAGAGAAAAUGGCCAAAACCUUCUCCUGUCGACGGCUGGAGGUUGUGAGCGGUACCCCAUCUGCAGCUGACUUCAAAGAGAGAUGGCCUGCUUUGUUUUGUGAAGCUGAGAUCAAGGAGGAGUUCAGGAGAAUUACUACAAUUCCCCUGGAGCAGAGAUUCCUGUCCAGAUUGGACCUGUACACACCAAAGCUCAUUGCCGUGAUGAAGACCAAGGGAGGUACCGUGGGGACCAAGCUGAGGCCUCUCCUUAGCAAACUGAGUCAGAACCUAAGCACUGAAGCAAGACGUGAAGCAGUUAUCCGUGCUCUCAUACUGUACCUUGGAGAGAAGGAGGAGGACCUUUUCGAAGAUUGCUGGCAGGACAACCACAGUGAUGCAGCUGAGCAUACCCUCAAGGUCCUGGUGGUCCAUGGGGCUGAGGGAGAGCAUCCAGUUGAUGUGUCCAUCCUCCUAGAAGGACAGGAUAUACUACCUGCAUGUGGUGACACCGCUAAAGCCUGCAUGCUGCUGAUGGGGCUGAUCUACGCCCUCAACCUGGCCUACCCCACUGCACUGCGCUACACUUUUGAGGCGUUUCAAAAACUUUUCCUCGAACUCGAUGCGGUCAAGCUCUCCCCAAAACUUCAAACUUUGAAGGUGAAGUUGCUGUCGUGAAGCAACAUGACACACACACACCCUCAUACAGAGUGACCCAGCCCCUCAUCUGUUCAUUCUUUCCUGUCUUUUUUGACACCUGUUGGCUGAUGUUCCAAAAGUAAAUGUAUUGUUUGGAAAACAUGCAUUGUAGAAUGCAUUAUGCUUUUAAUAGUGCAGUAGUUCAGAACCCAGAGUGACUGUUGAAUGUUGCAAAUGUUCAGUUUCACAGUAAUAGCACACAAACAUUUGACACACGACACUCAUGCUCUUGCACACACAGACAGACAAAACACACAUAAAGCAACAUGGCACAUAUUUACACAUACAGAACACACAUUAUCCCUCUAACACAGACAUGCACACAGUGACCCACCCCCUCAUGUUCAUUUAUUCUCUCUCUUUUUGAUACCUGUUUGUCUUGAUGUUCUUGCAUUGCAUUGUGUAAAGACAUGCAUUAUAAUGGUUUUAAUAGUGCACAAGUUCAGAAUACAGAGCGACUGUUCAAAUGUUGCAAUUGCACUGUUUCACAUUGAUGGCACACAAACAUCCCACACAGGCAAUUCUCUUGCACACACACUUGCAUAUUGGUAGCACACAAUAUUCGUGCACACACAAUAUCACUGACUGUUGACACACCUCACUUUUCACACAGACAACACAGACACUCCUCGUACACGGCCCCCCACCCCAUACACACGUCUCCCAUCUCCUAUGAAAAGUUACACAUUGUUACUUGAAAUGCCUUUGAACUGUGAGGCACUGGUUGAUUUUAAUUUUCACUGUUAAUGUUUUAGGACAAAAAAUGCAUGGUUUAAAAGUUAUCUACCCAAGUCUCAAAAUAAGAUGGCACAAUUUGAGUGAUUCGUGUUUUAAAUAGAUUCUACAUUUUAAAUGGUUUUCAGUUAUAAUGGUGAAUAUUUUUAUACUGGAAAGAAGGUAUGUUUUUUAUUUUAUGUAUUUUUAUUUCUAUAUACAUGCCAUAUUGAUGUAUGCCAGGGAUUGAUACAUAACAUUUUGAAUAAACCAUUGCAUUGAAAAAGUGAA
Messenger RNA from Myripristis murdjan (pinecone soldierfish), 2991 nucleotides. RefSeq lists its product as uncharacterized. The record is from RefSeq and is a predicted model, not a curated record. The transcript has 9 exons. The coding region runs from base 382 to 1965 and encodes 527 amino acids. Lineage: Eukaryota; Metazoa; Chordata; Actinopteri; Holocentriformes; Holocentridae.